Molecule: messenger RNA, 1632 nt
Organism: Prorocentrum cordatum
Lineage: Eukaryota; Dinophyceae; Prorocentrales; Prorocentraceae
Source: the annotation of a GenBank genome assembly
AGCUUUUGCACCUCGAGAGGGCCCCCCCUCCCCGCGCCCAAAGCGGCCGCCGCCGAGCCGGGCGCGAUGGCCCCAGCGCUGCGGUCCAGCGCCCGCCCAGGCGCGGCGGCCCGCGGAACACGCCCCCGACGCCACCCGUGCCUGGCCGCGGGGGCGCUGGUCACGGCCCUCCUGUGCGCAAGGUCACAGUGGCAGGCCUUCCUGCCCUCGCCGGCGGGGCGCCACGGCGCCGCCCGAGCAGCCGGCGGCCGGCAGGUGGGCAGGCCGGCGGGGGCCAAGGCGGCGGAGUUCCAGAACCUGGACGCGCAGUACAAUACCGCGUGGCUCGACAUCGAGCAGACGUCUGUUGAGUCGAUGAACUGGGCCAACCCGCAGACCGUCUUCGCGAUCGGCGCGAGCGCGCUGUACGCUUUCGACGUGUGGCGCAUCGGUCAUCUGAUCCCUCCGACUGGCCAGGAGGCUGUGCUGGCCGGGCUCCUGUACCUCGGCCUGUACGCCUCCCGCUACCAGGACGUGCGGCGUCUGGACUAUCACUACCAGGUGAGCUUCUACGCGUCCAUCGGGUGGACCUUCUAUGCCUUCGCGAGCCUGGUGCACGCGAUGUCCUACAGUCCGGACGCCACCCAGCACGUCCUGUCCCAGCCGGACGCGGACGCCUUCCACGGCGGAGCUGCCGCCAUCUACUUAGGCAGCUGCGCAUACUUCUACGCCUACCACUGGGGCCGCCAGUGGCGGCACCUCAUGGAGAACCGCCUCCGGCCCAUGUUUGUCGUAGGUCUUGGCAGCCUGACCUUCGCCCACGGGCUGACUGUCGGCCACAUCUUGAAGUGCCUGGACGACCCCAAGUGGUUCGCGACGGUCUCGCAGAUCUACCCUGACGAGUGGCAGUGGAUGGCGGACACGCGUCUCGUUGAGCUGUACCUGACGGCGCUGGCGCUCUUCCUCGUGAUCUGCCACCUGCGGGGGGUGCUCACCGGCACCGCGAACGCCGCGGUGGUGUUCCUGGGCACCGUCAUCGUUCCCACCGCGCUCCUGUUCGGGGAGACCUUCUUCAUCAAGGCCUGCGCCUGGGAGCACUACUUCAUGUGGGGCCCGAAGCACUGGUGAAAGCUCUACGUGGAGGAGACAGGACGCUUUGGCCCUGACGAGCUCCAGCGGCGUCGACUGAGCUCCUGUGAAGCUCGGGCGCGUCGGCCUCCUCUCCGCCUCUCGCGCCGACGUCUGGGGUCGCUGUGCCGCUCCACGCCCUUCGCCGUCGGCAUGCGCAGGCUCGGCAUCGCUCGGACGUGUGCAUUUUUCUUUCGUCGAGGACCAUCGAGGAGCAUCCUUUACCAUUUGGCGAAAAAACCACGCAAGAAACCGAACAAGACACAGGGAAUGGACGUCCGAGCGAGCAGGCCCACAAGGCGAGGCAGGCGCGUUCAGAGCGGGCCUUGCGCGACUCCCAGAACGCGGCGGGGGGCCCAAGAGAGGGAGAGCGAGGAGGCGGAGCGGGGCCCAGGGGCUGGCGUGUGCACGCCUCCCCGGCAGGCCCGAGGGGCGUCUGCACCCGAGCGGGCCUGGGCUGGGACCGGUGCUGUGGCGCAGAGGUGGGGUCCUCGCAGGACGAGGAGACGGAGGUCGAGGCGGAGG